UUAGUAUCUUUGUGGCGUCCCCAACACAAAAAGAAGAGAGAGAGAGAGAGAGAGAGAGAGAGAGGGAGAGAGAAUGAGCGGAGCUUUCUCGGGAAGCAGAAGCAGAAGCGCUUUCAAUCCCUACCCUCGCGUCCCCACCACGACCAGAAGCACCACCAAGCUCCUCUCAUGGCGAAGCAAGGAGGCUCGGCCAGGGACGGGGCUCCGCUCCACGUCGUCGUCGUCCUCGACCUCUUCUUUUAGGGCAAAGGGGGCGGUGGAGGAGGGAGGGUUCGUGGUGGCGAAGCAGGGGAGCUUCUACGAGCUGCUGGGGAUAUCGGAGGAGGGGAGCUUCGAGGAGAUCAAGAGCGCCUACAAGCGCAUGGCGCUGCGGUACCACCCGGACGUGUCCCCCCCGGAGCGCGCCGACGAGCACACCCGCCGCUUCAUCGAGGUCCAGGAGCUCACCUGCGGCCUCCACCUCGCCUUCUCCUCCCGCCGCCCCCGCCCCUUCGACGAGGAACUCGAGGAGAGAUCAGGGUGGAAGAACCGGUGGCAGGAUCAGGUUGCAGAGCUUAAGAGGAGGAGCAUGACCAAAGAUUCUGAUGAGAACUUAUCUUGGGGAGCUCGAAUGCGUAGAAAAAGAGCUGAAUCAUGGAGUGAAUAGAUGCUAAUAUGGUGUAUGCCUUUGUUUAUUUUUCCUAGGGGUUUCGCAUAUAUAUAUAUACCUGAAAAAAACAUCAGCCUACAUAUAUACCCCUGUAAGAGAUCUGAAUUCUCGUAUAUCUCCCCUCAAAAGCGCAGUUUCUUCCAUAUAAUUUGUCUAAAGAGGGCCUAUUUGUACAAAGGGCAUAUAUGAAAAUUCAGAUUUCGCAAGGAUAUAAUAUAAAUGUUAGUAGAUUAUUUUGCAGGGUACAUAUUUGAAUAGAUAAGAGCAUUGCUCAAAAUGUCAGCCUGGGCUCAAGUUUGGUUAUAUUAAGGGCACAUUCUCUCCCUGACAUUAAAUGUACAGGUAUAAGUCAUGCUAUUUCUCAAGCUGUGGGUUGUGGAGUAAAGGAAUAGGAGAAACUAGCAAGCCAUUUGAUGUACUAGUUAUAGUUGCUGUCCAUAACUCUGAAGAGUUUACUGUACAUAACAAAGAGCAAUGUUUGUAAACACUAAAACCUUUUGUCUAUCAUUUGGGAUCUUUGGAUGUGAAUGCCAUCAUCUUUUCAUACUGAA
Messenger RNA from Ananas comosus (pineapple), 1200 nucleotides. RefSeq names its product chaperone protein dnaJ 20, chloroplastic-like. The record is from RefSeq and is a predicted model, not a curated record. The transcript is spliced from 2 exons. Lineage: Eukaryota; Viridiplantae; Streptophyta; Magnoliopsida; Poales; Bromeliaceae. Gene Ontology annotation, cellular component: chloroplast. The coding region runs from base 74 to 646 and encodes 190 amino acids.